This is a messenger RNA of Zea mays, 679 nucleotides long. Its product is annotated as protein DMP6. The coding region runs from base 21 to 662 and encodes 213 amino acids. Gene Ontology annotation, biological process: endomembrane system organization. The transcript has a single exon. NCBI's taxonomy places the organism in Eukaryota, Viridiplantae, Streptophyta, Magnoliopsida, Poales, Poaceae. The record is from RefSeq and is a predicted model, not a curated record.
UGUUAGGGUGAAAAAAACCAAUGAGGCCAGCAACAAUGGUUGCUACACACCUCGACGCUGAGUUGCAGCACAACGAGAGACGUCCUCUCUUGACGAACAGAGCUGAUGGAAACAACAACAUGAGCCCCAUGCAAAAGGCAAUAGGCCAAACAUACCAGAGCACUGCCCACCUCGCCAAACUCCUUCCUUCUGGCACUGUCCUUUCUUUCCAGAUCCUGGCUCCCACCCUGGCAAAGCAAGGCCACUGCAGUGACAUGAACCGGAUGAUGACAGGAGGCCUUGUGGUGCUCUGUGCGUUGUCCUGCUGCGUUCUCAGCUUCACAGACAGUUUCAGGGAUGAGGAAGGGAAGGUCCGAUUUGGGUUCGCCACACCCAGGGGAUUGUGGGUCAUUGAUGGUGGGGCUCCUCUUGAUCCACUUGGGGCAGCAGGAUUCAGGAUGCGGUUUCUAGACUUUGUGCAUGCCAUUGUUUCAGCUAUGAUUUUUGUAGCAAUCGCACUGUUUGACCAACACGUGGUGUCUUGCUUCUAUCCAACACCAUCCGAGGAUACAAAGCAACUACUCACAGCAUUGCCAGUAGGAAUUGGAAUCAUUGGAAGCAUGCUGUUUGUUAGCUUCCCUACCACUCGUCACAGCAUUGGCUCCACACUCUCUUCACAAUAAUAGUGUCUUCAAUUUUU